AAACUGAAGUACUCCAACAUAAACACAACAAACACACACAAAUAAUACAGAAAAACACCCGCAAGUUAUGAGUUCCUCUAUACAACAAAUCAAGGCUGAUAGGCGUGUGUAUGUCGACCCAAGCAGUCCACAGAUCCAAGGGGUUUGUGCUUGGGUUGUGAAUGAGUGCAACAAAAGUGGAAAUAGCUCGAUCAAGUUUGUAAAGGCUUCCAAAGCAGAAGCACUCUAUGUUAAUGCUGGUGUGAACUACUAUAUUGAUAUGGAGGUAUCUAUUGGUAGCUUGUUGCACAACUGUUUUGCACAAGUAUAUGUUAAUGGCUCGAGCAUUCGACUAGACGAGUUCAAGCCUCUGUUGGGACUCGAUUUAAGUAUCGGCAUUCUCAAGCCUCUGUUGGGAGUCGAUUUAAGUAUCGGCAUUCUCAAGCCUCUGUUGGGAGUCGAUGCAAGUAUCGGAAUUCUUUAAACUUCACGCAAUCAUGCACACGCAAUCGCAAAAAGAUGUGCAACCUAAUUAGGCGUUUGGUGUGCUUGGUUACGGGUACACCAAAACUACUACUAUUGCAUAGUUUUACAUGACUUAGUUAUUGUACUACUACUGCCCUUACAUACUUGAAUAAAACGGAUCUUAUGGAUCCCAAUUAUAUA
This is a messenger RNA of Beta vulgaris subsp. vulgaris (sugar beet), 645 nucleotides long. RefSeq lists its product as hypothetical. NCBI's taxonomy places the organism in Eukaryota, Viridiplantae, Streptophyta, Magnoliopsida, Caryophyllales, Amaranthaceae. The transcript is spliced from 2 exons. The record is from RefSeq and is a predicted model, not a curated record. Bases 68 to 463 code for a protein of 131 amino acids.